CUGAGUCCUGCGAAGAUGAAACUGAAAGUUCUCAAGAGGUCAAAGCAUAAAGAUGCCUAUCAAGUGAUACUGGAUGGUGUGAAAGGUGGUACCAAGGAAAAACGAUUAGCAGCUCAGUUUAUUCCUAAAUUCUUCAAGCAUUUUCCUGAGUUGGCAGAUUCUGCUAUCAAUGCACAGUUAGACCUCUGUGAGGAUGAAGACGUAUCAAUUCGACGCCAAGCAAUUAAAGAGCUGCCUCAGUUUGCCACUGGAGAAAAUCUUCCCCGAGUGGCAGAUAUACUAACUCAACUCUUGCAGACAGAUGACUCUGCAGAAUUUAACUUAGUGAACAAUGCCCUAUUAAGUAUAUUUAAGAUGGAUGCAAAAGGAACAUUAGGUGGCUUAUUUAGCCAGAUACUUCAAGGAGAAGACAUUGUUAGAGAACGAGCAAUUAAAUUCCUUUCUACAAAACUUAAGACUUUGCCAGAUGAAGUCUUAACAAAAGAAGUAGAAGAACUUAUACUAACUGAAUCCAAAAAGGUCCUAGAAGAUGUGACUGGUGAGGAAUUCGUUCUGUUCAUGAAGAUACUAUCUGGGUUAAAAAGCUUACAGACAGUGAGUGGGAGACAGCAGCUGGUCGAGCUGGUGGCUGAACAGGCUGACCUGGAGCAGACCUUCAAUCCCUCAGAUCCCGACUGUGUGGACCGACUCUUACAGUGCACCCGACAGGCAGUGCCCCUCUUCUCUAAAAAUGUCCAUUCCACAAGAUUUGUGACUUAUUUCUGUGAACAAGUUCUCCCUAACCUCAGUACCUUGACUACUCCAGUUGAGGGUCUUGAUAUACAAUUGGAGGUGUUAAAAUUGUUGGCAGAAAUGAGUUCAUUUUGUGGUGACAUGGAGAAGCUAGAAACAAAUUUAAGGAAACUAUUUGAUAAGUUACUGGAGUACAUGCCUCUUCCACCAGAAGAAGCAGAAAAUGGGGAGAAUGCUGGUAAUGAAGAGCCCAAGUUGCAGUUCAGUUACGUGGAAUGUUUGUUGUACAGUUUUCAUCAGUUGGGCCGAAAACUUCCAGAUUUCUUAACAGCCAAACUGAAUGCAGAAAAGCUCAAAGAUUUCAAAAUCAGGCUGCAGUACUUUGCCCGGGGCUUGCAGGUUUAUAUCCGACAACUUCGCUUGGCUCUCCAGGGUAAAACAGGGGAGGCCUUAAAAACGGAAGAGAACAAGAUUAAAGUUGUUGCAUUGAAAAUAACAAAUAAUAUCAAUGUUUUAAUCAAGGAUCUCUUCCACAUUCCUCCUUCUUAUAAAAGCACAGUAACCUUAUCCUGGAAACCUGUACAGAAGGUUGAGAUUGGGCAAAAGAGAGCCAGUGAAGAUGCAACUUCAGGUUCACCACCCAAGAAAUCGCCAGCAGGACCAAAAAGGGAUGCCAGGCAGAUUUAUAACCCUCCCAGUGGGAAAUAUAGCAGCAAUUUGGGCAACUUUAAUUAUGAGCAGAGAGGAGCCUUCAGGGGAAGUAGAGGUGGCCGAGGUUGGGGAACACGAGGAAAUCGUAGUCGAGGAAGACUCUACUGAAUAAGACAUCACAUUUUUCAAGCACUGUCAUGAGCUUAAUAAACGUAAAUUCUACUACUACUCAUUGGAUUGCCGGGGAUGUCCCUUUAAAAGGACUGCUGCCUUCAGUUGAAAACUUAAUGUUCUUUAUACCUUUGUAUGUAUGAUCUACUUUUGUAACAGACCAUGGUGUGUCUGAGGUAAAACCACAAUAUUUUUGGAGGCUUUGUCUCAAUCUUGUUUUUGCAAUAUCAUUAUUCGGACUUCAUAUUGUAAAUCUUUUACUUUUAAAACAUCUUGGUAAUUUGUUAUUGAGAGCAGUUUGAGUCUAAAAAUGUAAUGAAACUAAGUCUAGUUCUGGUAAUCUGGUAAAGAUCAUCAGUUUUGAAAGGUUACUGAUUUUAUUCUCCCAUGUUAGUUUUUUUACCCAAUGUAUGGAGAAAAGUAAUGGUAAAUCUCAACAUUUUAUUUUCCUUGUUAUUUUAAUAAAGCUGCUAGUCAAUUGUGCAGCAUUCCCUACUAUUGUCAUAAUAGAACCAACUUCCUUAAAAUGUAGAAGUGACAGUACAUUUUUAGGAGAAAGUAAAUUGCUUUGCACUGCUUCCUUUACUCUUCUCCAUAUAUUGGGAUACAGCUUUUGAAUAUGGGCUCUUACUAUUUGAAUAGAAAUGUGUAUGUAUAAUAAGCAUAUAUCUGUAUGUAUGUAUGUGUGUGUAUGUAGACACACAUAUAUAUGUGCAUGCUCUGGAACUUGAGUACACAACAAAUAUUUUAAAUUGCAAGAACGGGUAGUCUUUGACACAGUGAUUAUCCUUUUGAGGUUGAGUACAUUACUGACUUAUUACCUCCUAGGUUUUUGCUCCCCAUAGGGUUUUGAGUCAGUUGCACUUACAUGAUUAUUGUUAUUUAAAACUAAAGCAAUGGCUGUAUCUUCAGAGAGAAAUUUGGAGAUCCUUGUUGGUGAAAUACAGCCAAAUCUGAUAUAUAUAUAGGUUUCUACAGGAUGAGAUAGUAUAAUUUAGGAUUUGAAGAUUUAAUAACCAGGGCUACCCAGGAAAAGUGACCUGAUAACAUAGUACCAAUAAGUAAAGGAGGCUCUGUUUGCUUUUGCCACUUUUAAGACUUUUAACUUCUCAGGUUAACCAAAUUAUUGUAUAAGUUAGCAAAUAGAAUCCUUAGGUUAAAAUGACAGAUGGGAGGUUUGUGGAGUGUCUAAUGUCAUGGGCAUUUUUGGUAGCAUAGACCCAUUGCUCUGCAUUUAUUUUUUUCUUUUUUUUUUUUCAUAGUUAACUUUCUUUUCCCAAAUUUGCUAUUAAACUCAGAUGCCCAAAUGACAUUUCUACUAGUUUGAUGUAAUUUUUGAGGAUUAGUUUGUGAUUCCAAUGCAGGUGUCUCCAUUACCAUUACUUCUACACUGGGAAAAAAACAAAACCCACAUGUCUAUAAGGAAAAUAUUUCUUAAAGGCUAGAAUGAUACAAGUGAGCAUAAGAAGUUGGUCAGCUUGACUAUGGAGUGACGGCAAUAAUUUCUAUAAACAUUCCAAAAGACUGAGCUGCACCUAAGCUCCCUUGGAACCUGAAUAGACACAGGAACAUGGAAUUAACAUUUGAGAACUUCUGCUAGCUGCUCUGGACCUGAGACAGAUCAGCCAGUGACUUAAAAGCCAUUUCAAGUACAAAAACCAUGUUGGAUCUCCAGCUAUAUAAAUUUGAACAUUAAGUGUAAUUUUGUCCUCUUUUUUAAGCAUAUUUGUAAACCUAAAGCCGAACAAAAGUGACUUGACUUUCUCAAGUUUGAUACUGAUUUAACACUUUUUCUUCCCUUAACAGUGCAUUGUUCUCCAUCCCUUUCUUAAGGGCAAUAGUUAGGUGGGUUUUUUUUUGUUGUUUUUUUUGGGUUUUUCCUUCAAAAAUGAAAAUGAAAAACUUCAU
Messenger RNA from Fukomys damarensis (Damara mole-rat), 3462 nucleotides. It is a transcript of the gene Api5, whose product is annotated as apoptosis inhibitor 5. Gene Ontology annotation, cellular component: nucleus. Bases 16 to 1551 code for a protein of 511 amino acids. Gene Ontology annotation, biological process: negative regulation of apoptotic process. Gene Ontology annotation, molecular function: RNA binding. The record is from RefSeq and is a predicted model, not a curated record. NCBI's taxonomy places the organism in Eukaryota, Metazoa, Chordata, Mammalia, Rodentia, Bathyergidae. The transcript is spliced from 14 exons.